Molecule: messenger RNA, 4931 nt
Organism: Strongylocentrotus purpuratus (purple sea urchin)
Lineage: Eukaryota; Metazoa; Echinodermata; Echinoidea; Camarodonta; Strongylocentrotidae
Gene: ccdc66
Product: coiled-coil domain-containing protein 66
Exons: 16
Coding region: 159-3170 (1003 amino acids)
Biological process (GO): cilium assembly
Cellular component (GO): microtubule; cilium
Molecular function (GO): microtubule binding
Source: RefSeq, a predicted model, not a curated record
AAUCAUACAUUCCCGAUUUUAUUUUCUUCAGCAUAACAACCGUGAAACCAAGGAAGCGAACAAUAUUGUAUUUAUGAAAAUCUGCAUUUGAAAACCGACGACAGAUGAUGGAAUAAAUAAUAUGCAUGCAUGCAUAAGUUGUCUUCUGUAGCAUCAUUAUGAAUCGAGGGGAGGGCUUGAGAAUAGCUGCCAAAGCCAAGUCCGGAAACUCGAUUGGUCAUAUGUUUAAAGAUACAAAGGCAAAACCAAAGAAGUUUAGUUACAAAUCCAAGACUCAAUCCUUCCCUGUUCGGAGGAAUGUCAAUGGAACCAUUGAUGAAGGAAAUCAGCAACUUAGCAAAACAGCUGGCAGUAGACCAAGUGAACAACAGAAAUCAACUAACAAACAAACUGUGAACAAACACGUUUUGAAUCAGAAGAAUUCUACCAAAGCCCCAGAUCAAAAAGAGAAAGUGAAAAGUCAUUUCAUUGAUAAAAACAAGAAGGCUCUCACUAAGAGAGAGAAGAUUUUGAAACAAGCGGACACUGUGACUCUCACUCAGGAUCAGCUUAAUGCCAUUCUCAAAACUAUCGGCAACGCCGGUGAGUCAGCUGGAGCUCCGAGCUUCUCCAUUGAUGCUGGUGAACUAAAGGUGAAUCUGAGCAGCAUCAACCAGGAAAAUGAGAAUAAAGAAAGCGAAAAGGCGAGGGAAAGAGAUGGUGAUGAAAACACUUCUGCCGUGAUCACCAAUGCCAACAAUAAUCAAGACGGUAAUAAUAAUGAUCAGACAGCUAGCAAUGAUGCACCUAAGGAGACGAGGACCCAGGAGUCAACUAGGACAGCAGCCGUUGUCCAGAAGCAGUCUCCUAGAUUGGGUCAGGCAGAUAUCCUCAAUACCAUAGGCAUGAGUGAGCAGAAUGACAGGUCUUUGGUGGAGAGGAAAAAACAACAAUGGAAGCAGGAGCUUGAUGCUCAGCUCGCAGCGAAACAAGCCGCUCAGGAGAAAGAAGGCAGGGGCCGGAGGGGGCGUAGCCAGAUAGCGGUGAACUCUGAUGGAUGGAAUCCAUGGGGACAGCCCGGUGGUGGAGCCCCAAUGAGGAGUAGUGUGGAUGCUUCAUCUCCUAGAGACAAUCAAGUACCACAGGUCAGUACGAGUGAUCCAAGUCCAGGUCGAAGCAGCAGAGGUCAAGGGUCAAAUGACAUGAUGAGCCAGUCAAUUUCUGGUCUUAGUCACAGGGAGAAGCAGAGGAAUGUACCAGCAGCAAUGAGAAGCUCUUUUGCCAUUGGGGGAAUGCAUAAUGGACACGAUGAUGAUUUUAAAAGGAAAGAGAAACAACUGUGGCUUGAAGACUUGGAGAGGCAGAAGAGAGAGGCUAAAGAGAAGAAAGAGCAGGAAAAGGCCAGCGACCGUGCCGCAGAAUCGGCCGUCAUGCAGCACUGGGCAGAACCUGUUGAACAUCCUCAGCCCAAGAUGAUAUCUCGAAUGGAUAACAAGGUCAGCCAGGUACAAGAUGACUCUCGUGUUAUGAGUAGGAUGGCAGCUGAGAGGAAAGAACAGACUAGGGAAACGGAGCAACCAAAAAGUGCGCCACUUAACCGCUCCCGUUCUCCCCACACCAACGAUGAUGCUUCUCCCAGAUCGCACUUGAGGCCUGCCAAUGCUCUGAUUGAUCCAGCUGAAAUGGAGAGAAGAGAUAUCCAGAAAAAGAAGAAAUUGGAACAUAUGGCGUUUGUGCAGGCCCAGGUGGAGGAGAAGCGGAGGAAAAAGCAAGAGGCAUUGGCCCUUCGGCGGCAGGAGGAGGCCGAGGAGGAGAGAAAGUUGGCCGAGGAAAGGGACCAUCUUGCCCGAGACUUCGAGCAUGAGCAGGAGAAGCUGAGGAAGAAAGAAGAGGCCUGUGCGGCUAAGCAGAGAGCCUUAGAAGAGAGCAUGCAGAAUGCACACGAUGCAGCCAUGAGAGAGAAACACGCAGGGAGGAUGCGGAAGCUAGAGAGGCAGGGCCAUGAUGUCAGCAACCUUAGGAAAAGCUGGGAAGACAAACGGCAAAGCCCAGAGGCUUCCCCCAGACUUCCUGCCCAGGCCAUUGGAUCUCACCCUCAGCCUGCUUUGAAACCAACUACCUCCAUCAGUUUCUCACCAAGACAAGAGCAACACCCCUCUGCAGACCUUCAAGGGAAUGCCCGUACUGUGGCAACUCACAUCCAGGAUGCGGCAACUUCCCCCAUCAAUGAGGUAUCAACACAAACUGAUCUGGAUGUAAACUAUAUAUCACCAAGACUGAUUGAAGCUAUACGGAUGGCCAGUGAAGGAGCCGAGUACAAGCCCAAAAGCAAGAAACGUACUGAUCAUGAAAAGAGCAGGCAGCUUGCGGAAGGAGGCAGAAAAAAGGAGAAAGGUUCGAAGGUGGUUUCCAUCAAAGAAGAAACGUCUGACAAUAAAGCCAGCAAGAGUAGGAAAAACAGUGAUGCCUCAAAACCAAAAUGGGGCCAAAGUGAACAAGCUAAAAAGGGAAUGAAAAACUCUGAAAAGGACAUGUCGAUGAGUAAACGUAAGAGGGAAGAAAGACUGAAGAAGAGACAGGAGGAGUUACUUAGUUUACAGGAGAGGAGUGCUCCCAAGAGGGUGUCUCAACCAAAACAGACGCAAAUGGAGAAAAAGAUGGAGACUGAGAGCCAGGGGAGGAAAUCUAGAGCAGAUACAAAGUUAUCACAUCACACAGAAGAAAAAGAAAACAAACGUGAGAGAGCAGGUUCAAGACGAGAGGCUGCUGUGUUAGCGCAAGAAAGAGUGAUGUCACAGCAGCAGAGCAGGAAGGAGUUCCGACCAUCUUCCAGUGAGGAUAGCUCCAGUACGCAAACACCAACUCUCAGGAACAAUGACUUUGUGCCAUUUAUGAGAACUGAAGAUGAUGAAUUACUUGAGGGUAGGCUAUCUGUAAGCCCCGCCCCUGCUCCACCACGACAGGUCCCCAAGACGAAUGAUGCCUUGACAAGAGAUGCAAGCAGAGCCUCCAGGAAUUCUAGGCAAUCUAAUAGAGAAAUGGAUCCAUUGUUGAAUCCUGACAGACUGAAAGACAAAGAACACAGACAAGAGGAGAUUCUCCUACAGCUGUCAACGCUAAGACAGGGUCUUCUGAUGAAGCAGAAAGAGUUGGAGAUUGGUUUACCACCUUCAUCACCUGUGUUCAUAUAAAGUGACUGGCUGCUUGGUUGAGUGAUCCUACUACAUGACUGCUGAAGAAUGGCCGUUUGAUGAAUUAUGGCCAUGAAAUUACACCUACUGAUUAUAAUGAUAAUAAUAAUGAAAAUGGUGGCUUCUUAUAUGGCGCACAUGUCAGUCACUUUGUGACGCUCCUGGUGCUGCCCCGAUUAUUACCCUGGCUUUAGCAAAGUGGCCAUGAAGGCGCUCUAGCAUUUCAAGGAAUUAAUUCCUGCCAGGUACCCAUUUACAUCACCUGGGUCGAGUGUUGCAAAUGUAGAUCAAUGUCUUGCCAAAGGACAUUAGUGCCGCGGCUGGACUCCAACCGUGAACCUUGUGAUCAACAAUCCGUCGACCUUCUGACUCGAACAAGACACCUCUACACAAAAAGUACACAAAAAGUUAUUAAAAUUGUUAUGACGAAAGCGGUUGAUUCUAAAACUUAAUUCAGUAAAAUGUAAUAUUUGCGUGUUACACUGACUGAAUUUCUUGAAAAUGACUUUCUUGCCAUCGAGGACAUCUCUCGUAGGAAAUUGUAUGACAUAAGUGUUUGUACAGUUAAUUUUGUGUGUGGCGACACAUGCUUUUGGGGCCAAUUGCUCCUCAUUCAGUUUCCAAAACUAACUGAAUCUGUAACUGCAAUUGUGGAGCCAAAACGAUAUCGUGUCUCCUAAACCUAACAUAUAACCAAUGUCAGCCCUAACCCUAUAUUUUUGAUGACGUAAAGGCCAGAGAUAAGGUUGCCUGGGCAUGUGUCAAUCACCGUAUUAUCUGCUUCCAUUUCACAUAGAAUGAUAUACUAACAUUCCCUGCUGAAAGAUUGUUGCUUGUAGGGAUAUAUGUACUAGAGUUUUGUCAAUUGUAUAUGAAUUAUACAGAUAUUGUGCAAUAUGUUAAAACUUGUCCUAUUUCUACACAUUUUUCUUCUUUGCAUGAAUAACAAGACUUCUUUUAUUUUUACACUCAAUCUACUGUAUUUAAUGAUAUAGAAUAAAGUAGGGGCAUAUUUGUUGUUUAACUAAAUUUAUUUUAAAAAUCCUUGAGAUGUUCCUCUUUUUUUUUUGGAGGGGGGGGGGUGGGAGGGGGCAUUUUUGGAUAGUUUUACACAUAAUUUCUUAUUUGUUUUCUCUCUUUAAAUAUUUUUAAUAUUCAGUGUGGUUCAUCUGCAAGAUAUAUAAUGUUUUACUUUGAUUAUAUUUGUCCAUAGGUGGCAUUCUGUUAACUAUGCCAACUUGUGGUUGAGUAGAAGGUAUACUAGUUGUCAUGACAACUAUGAAUUAAGACAGUUUAAAUUUUUGUGACAAUUAACACCCAUCUCACUUACAUGAAGAUAACAUAGUUACAAAAUACUACCAGGGGGUGUUUCAGAAAGCUGUUCGUAAAGUUACGCAUGACUUUAUGAACGACUUGUAUAUGAAGUGCCAGGUAGGAUGCCCAAAGAUUUUCCUGAUGUUUUAACAAAGUGUGACUUUAUUUUCAAUAACCUCAAGUAAAUUAUGGCCAAAAAUAUACCUUGCAUUAAAAAUGUUUGUUAUAAUAAUAACUUUAGUUGAUGCUGUUAAAAAUGAUUGAGCAUCCCAUUUGGCUUUUCGUAUACAAGUCAUUCGUAAAGUCAUGCGUAACUUUACGAACAGCUUUAUGAAACACCGCCCAGGUGAUAUUGUUUUUCUUAUAUACUGCAACAAAGGAUAAGUACAUGUUCUUUAUUCAAAAAACUAUGAAUUGUACUAACCACAUGCAAAUUCAAUUUUCAAU